Molecule: messenger RNA, 642 nt
Organism: Cotesia glomerata
Lineage: Eukaryota; Metazoa; Arthropoda; Insecta; Hymenoptera; Braconidae
Product: 60S ribosomal protein L22-like 1
Exons: 4
Coding region: 134-571 (145 amino acids)
Biological process (GO): cytoplasmic translation
Cellular component (GO): ribosome
Molecular function (GO): structural constituent of ribosome; RNA binding
Source: RefSeq, a predicted model, not a curated record
GGAACAAAAAAGUGCGUUGGCUGCCAUCUAUAAUUUUUUUAUUAAACUAAAUAUAGAUUUUCUUUUAAAUCUCGUUGGUCUGCAUUAAAGUCGGCCAGGCUAAUCUCUUUUCAGAUAAACACUCAACGCUAAUAUGGCUCCUCAAGCUAAAAUUAGCACUAAAAAACCAGUGCCAAAGAAGACUGGCGCUCCAAAAAAGAACCAGCUUCGUGGUAAAGCACAGAAGAAGAAAGUUUCUCUGUCUUUCACCAUUGACUGCACCCACCCAGUCGAAGACAACAUUAUGGAUGUUGCAAGUUUCGAUAAGUACAUGAAGGAGCGCAUCAAGAUCAAUGGCAAAACUGGAAACUUGGGAAAUCUUGUUAAUAUUGAACGUAACAAGAACAAGCUCAUCAUCAACAGUGAUACCGAGUUGUCUAAGAGGUAUCUCAAAUACUUGACCAAGAAAUUCUUGAAGAAGCACAAGCUCCGUGAUUGGCUUCGUGUUGUAUCCAAGGAUAAGAAUACCUACGAACUUAGAUACUUCCAGAUUACUAGCCAGGAAGACGAUGAUGAAGAAGAUGCCGAUUAAGUAUAAUCCUGAGCUUUUUUUGUACAUAUAAUUUAUGUGUUUAUCAAAUAAAGUUCUUCGACUGGGAAAUU